AUACUCCAAUGGUCGGACGAGAUGACCCGUUUGUUGUUGGACUUGAUAACUUUACAAAAACAAGCUGAGAAUUCCAAAGGCAAAAGUUUGAGUGAGCAGGGAAAACAAAAUAUGUUUCCUAUUACCCUAAAUUGGAACAAAGUUAAGAACAAGCUAGACAAUUUAAAGAAGCAGUAUGAACUCUAUCGUAAAAUCACGUUUGGAGCAAUUGGUCUUGGAUUUAAUCCCAAAACAGGAAGUUUUGAUGCACCAAAGCAUUGGUGGAUAGACAAAAUCAAAGCUUAUCGCGAAGCUUCGAAACUUCGCUCGAAUCCACUACGAUGCAUUCCGCUUCUUCAUGUGGAGUCAUGGCAACCAAGACGUGGUGCACACUCUCGUGCUCCACCAGAAGACUUAAGUGAAAAUGAGAGCCUGAACAACAAUGCAGAUGAAAGAGAAGAUCCAACUCAGAAUGAUUUUCUGCAUCCUGGAGAA
This is a messenger RNA of Thlaspi arvense, 474 nucleotides long. Lineage: Eukaryota; Viridiplantae; Streptophyta; Magnoliopsida; Brassicales; Brassicaceae. The record is from the annotation of a GenBank genome assembly.